Molecule: messenger RNA, 2213 nt
Organism: Purpureocillium takamizusanense
Lineage: Eukaryota; Fungi; Ascomycota; Sordariomycetes; Hypocreales; Ophiocordycipitaceae
Gene: UGA1
Product: 4-aminobutyrate transaminase
Exons: 2
Coding region: 209-1711 (500 amino acids)
Biological process (GO): GABA catabolic process
Cellular component (GO): mitochondrion
Molecular function (GO): pyridoxal phosphate binding
Source: RefSeq, a predicted model, not a curated record
GGCAGCUCUUUUUUACCAUUGGAAUCUCCCCUCCGAACCCCCGCCCCUCUACUACUGCCCCUCCGCCUCGUCUUUGCCCCUCCUCCACAUAACAACGUCCCGUUGCCUUAUCGCGAGCGCUUCCACCUCGGAGCCUUCUUCACCACCGACCUAUACACGCCGACGCGCGUGUCGUCACGCCGCCGUCUCCUUCUCCUCCGCCGCCGUCAUGUCGGCCGCCAUCCGUGCUGCCCGCACCCUGCGGCCGGCCAUGGCCGCUUCGGCCACGCGCCCCUUCACCACCGCUGGCGCCGUCCGCCUGGCCUCGGUCAAGCCCUUCCACAAGGACGAGCCCGCCGGCCCCAUCCUCAAGACGUCGUCCUUCCCUGGGCCCGAGGCCACCCGCUACGCCAAGGAGCUCAACGAGGUCUUCGAGACGCGAAGCUUGAACAUGGUUGCCGACUAUACUAAGAGCGCCGGCAACUACAUUGCCGACCCGGAUGGCAACAUGCUGCUCGACGUCUAUGCCCAGAUCGCCUCCAUCCCCGUUGGCUACAACAACCCGAUCCUGCGCAAGAUCGCCGAGACGCCCGAGAUGGUCGACGCCAUUAUCAACCGCCCUGCCCUCGGCAACUUCCCCUCCCACACCUGGGCCUCCAUCCUGAAGACGGGCAUCCUCAAGUACGCCCCCAAGGGCCUCGACAAUGUCUACACCGCCAUGGCCGGUUCCGACUCCAACGAGAUCGCCUACAAGGCCGCCUUCAUGUACCGCCGCCAGAUGGAGCGAGGCGGCCCCGAGGUCGACUUCACCCCCGAGGAGAUCGAGUCUGCCAUGCGCAACGAGGCCCCCGGAUCCCCCAAGCUGUCCAUCCUCUCCUUCAAGGGCGGCUUCCACGGCCGUCUGUUUGGCUCCCUCUCCACCACCCGCUCCAAGCCCAUUCACAAGCUCGACAUCCCCGCCUUCGACUGGCCCCAGGCCACCUUCCCCCAGCUCAAGUACCCCCUCGAACAGCACGCCGAGGAGAAUGCCAAGGCCGAGCAGGCCAGCAUCGACGAGGUCGAGCACCUCAUCAAGACGUGGCGCGUCCCCCCUGCCGCCGUCAUCGUCGAGCCCGUCCAGAGUGAGGGUGGUGACAACCACGCCAGCCCCUCCUUCUACCAGAAGCUCCGCGCCGUUACCCGCAAGCACAACGUCCUCCUCAUUGCCGACGAGGUGCAGACCGGCCUCGGUGCCACGGGCAAGUUUUGGGCGCACGAGCACUGGAACCUCCAGGACCCUCCUGACAUGGUCACCUUCUCCAAGAAGGCCCAGACCGCCGGCUACUACUUCCGUAACAUCGACAUGCGCCCCAACAAGCCCUACCGCCAGUUCAACACCUGGAUGGGUGACCCCGCCAAGGCCCUGCUCUUCCGCGGCAUCUGCGGCGAGAUUGAGCGCCUCGACCUCGUCAACAACACUGCCAAGGUCGGCGACUACCUCUUCGGCAAGCUCGAGGGCCUUGCUCAGAAGUACCCCGACCACUUCCAGAACCUGCGCGGCAAGGGCCGGGGCACCUUCAUCGCCUUUGACCACCCCAAGCGCGACGAGUUCCUCGUCAAGGCCAAGUCGUUUGGCAUCAACAUUGGCGGCAGCGGCGCCAGCGCUGUCCGCCUCCGCCCCAUGCUCAUCUUCCAGCAGCACCAUGCCGACAUUUUGCUCGAGGCUCUGGAGAAGCUUGUCAAGACCCUGUAGGACGAGCUCUCGAUGCCAUCAUCACAGGACAAUGGAACCGGCAAAUUAAAAAAAAACAUGAUGAAAUAGCGGGAAAAUCACACCUUUUUUGGCCAUGAUGGACAAGUUUAAUUUUGCAUCUGCUCACUAACGUGCAGUGAGAGGGACACGAGGGUCGAGCUGCCCAGCUCGGGAGCCAUGUCGCGUUGCUUUGUGCAUGUUUUGUCUUGAUAUACAUCUAUAUACCCUCGUUCGCGAGGCUUCGCGCGGCGUGUGCUCGCUCGUCGUCGCCGCGAGGAAUGGGUCUCAGACGAGCCGUCGGAGGAUUGGCAGGGGGGACAGAAAAAACCUUCCGUCGGUACUACCUACUACAUCUAAACCUGGCGUUGUGUCGCCUCUUCUCGACCGGACAGUUUACUGUGGAUUGGAGCGUGAGGGGAGUGAAUGCGUGUCCAUGUUAUGUACCACCCGCAGGACGCCGAGGACGGGGCUCCCUAGACCAUCAGACAGACCUGAAUGAUGG